CGCGCUUUAUAACGCUAGCAUUACAUGCCGUCGCGGGGCCACGCCGAUGCGACGACCGCGGAAACGGCGUCGCUCAAGGCGCAGCUCCACACGCGCAUCCAGCAGGCGACGUCGCGGAACGAGGCCGCGGCCCACGUGAUCGCCGCGAUGCAAAUCGAGCUCAAGAUGAAAGCCAUGCGCAUCAAGCACGCCGAGCGCCAAGUGGCCAAAAUGCACGCGGUGCACACGCUGCAGAUGAAGCGCCUCAUCAAGAAGGACCUCGUGCACCUUACUCGCACCGACAGCAUUCGCAGCAAAUUGGAUGCGAGUCAGUCGAUCGUAAACAAGCUACAGGCAGAGAACGACGCCUUGGACGAGAAGAUUGCGCGCGUUGACGACGCGAUUGGUGCGCUGCUGAAGCAAUACGAGGCCGCGAUCGAGUCGCACGCGACAAGUGUCCAGCGGCUCCUCGGCGAGCAGCAGUCGAUGCGCAAAGUGGAUUUUGAAGUCGAGACCGUUGAAGACGUGCACGCGAUCCUGGAGGACUUUCAGUACAUCCUGAGUCAACACACACCCGAGCGACGGUUUGUGCUCAAGUCCAAGCACCUGACGCUGAGCACGCUACGGCCCACCCACCUCACCGCCAUGGUCCGUCCGCGAAGAUAUUAA
This is a messenger RNA of Saprolegnia parasitica CBS 223.65, 648 nucleotides long. RefSeq lists its product as hypothetical. NCBI's taxonomy places the organism in Eukaryota, Oomycota, Saprolegniomycetes, Saprolegniales, Saprolegniaceae. The record is from RefSeq and is a predicted model, not a curated record. The transcript is spliced from 6 exons. Bases 25 to 648 code for a protein of 207 amino acids.